Messenger RNA from Neomonachus schauinslandi (Hawaiian monk seal), 776 nucleotides. RefSeq names its product dual specificity phosphatase 3 (gene DUSP3). Lineage: Eukaryota; Metazoa; Chordata; Mammalia; Carnivora; Phocidae. Gene Ontology annotation, molecular function: protein tyrosine/serine/threonine phosphatase activity; MAP kinase phosphatase activity. The record is from RefSeq and is a predicted model, not a curated record. Gene Ontology annotation, cellular component: cytoplasm. Bases 30 to 587 code for a protein of 185 amino acids. The transcript is spliced from 3 exons. Gene Ontology annotation, biological process: protein dephosphorylation; negative regulation of MAPK cascade.
GCCCCGGCGUGCAGGGCCCGGCAGCCGCCAUGUCCGGCCCGUUCGAGCUCUCGGUGCAGGAUCUCAACGACCUGCUGUCGGACGGCAGCGGCUGCUACAGCCUGCCGAGCCAGCCCUGCAACGAGGUCACCCCCAGGAUCUACGUGGGCAACGCGUCUGUGGCACAAGACAUACCCAAGCUGCAGAAACUAGGCAUCACCCAUGUGCUGAAUGCUGCUGAGGGCAGGUCCUUCAUGCAUGUCAACACCAAUGCCAACUUCUACAAGGACUCCGGUAUCACCUACCUGGGCAUCAAGGCCAACGACACGCAGGAGUUCAACCUCAGCGCCUACUUUGAAAGGGCUGCAGACUUCAUUGACCAGGCCUUGGCUCAAAAGAAUGGCCGGGUCCUCGUCCACUGCCGGGAAGGUUACAGCCGCUCCCCAACCCUCGUUAUCGCCUACCUCAUGAUGCGUCAGAAGAUGGAUGUCAAGUCUGCCCUGAGCAUCGUGAGGCAGAACCGUGAGAUCGGCCCCAAUGAUGGUUUCCUGGCCCAACUCUGCCAGCUCAAUGACAAACUAGUCAAGGAGGGGAAGUUGAAACUCUAGGGCACUCCUGCUGCCUCUUCUCUAGAGGCAGGGAGGGGAGGCCCUGGUCCAGGUGCCCCAAGCCACCAUGUUUAGGAAACACAGUGUACCCUGCUCCCAGCAUCACCAGGCACUUGCCCACAAGUCUGUCCCAACACAGCCCUGGGCCACUUUCCCCCUGGGGAGCAUAUAAAGAAGCUUGCUAAGGAA